Messenger RNA from Physeter macrocephalus (sperm whale), 901 nucleotides. It is a transcript of the gene CEP20, whose product is annotated as centrosomal protein 20. Gene Ontology annotation, molecular function: protein binding. The record is from RefSeq and is a predicted model, not a curated record. Lineage: Eukaryota; Metazoa; Chordata; Mammalia; Artiodactyla; Physeteridae. Gene Ontology annotation, biological process: microtubule anchoring; cilium assembly. The transcript is spliced from 5 exons. Gene Ontology annotation, cellular component: centrosome; motile cilium; ciliary basal body. Bases 58 to 534 code for a protein of 158 amino acids.
GCGGGGCGGAGCUGCGCGUGCGCACGGCCUAGGCUCUCCCCUGUGGGCCGUUGAAAAAUGGCGACUGUUGCCGAGCUGAAGGCGGUUUUAAAGGACACCUUGGAAAAAAGAGGAGUAUUAGGGCAUUUAAAAGCAAGGAUUCGAGCUGAAGUUUUCAGUGCUCUUGAUGAUGAAAGUGAACCUCGACCAUCAUUGUCUCAUGAAAACCUUCUAAUUAAUGAAUUAAUUCGGGAGUAUUUGGAAUUCAACAAAUAUAAGUAUACAGCAUCUGUCCUCAUAGCAGAAUCUGGUCAACCCAUAGUUCCAUUGGACAGACAGUUUCUCAUCCGUGAACUAAAUGCAUUUGAAGAAUCAAAGGAUAAUACAAUGCCUCUUUUAUAUGGAAUUUUAGCUCAUUUCUUGCGUGGAACUAAGGAUGACAUCCAAAAUACAUUUCUGAAAGGGUCUUCACUUCAGCUUCCAAACCCAAAUCUUGGCAGACAACCUAAUGGAAGAAAGCAAAUGGUUUUCCUGAACCGCCAUGAGCAAUAUUGAUCAUGUUGGGCUUCCCUGGUGGCGCAGUGGUUAAGAAUCCACCUGCCAAUGCAGGGGACACGGGUUCGAGCCCUGGUCCGGGAAGAUCCCACAUGCCACAGAGCAAUUAAGCCCAUGCACCACAACUACUGAGCCUGCACUCUAGAGCUCGCGAGCCACAAAUACUGAGCCCACGUGUCACAACUACUGAAGCCUGCGUGUCUAGAGCCCGUGCUCUGCAACAAGAGAAGCCACCGCAAUGAGAAGCCUGUGCACCUCAAUGAAGAGCAGCCCCUGCUCGCUGCAACUAGAGAAAGCCCGCGAACAGCAGCGAGGACCCAACACAGCCAAAAAUAAAUAAAUAAAAAAUAAAUAAAUAAAAAAUAAA